Messenger RNA from Hevea brasiliensis (rubber tree), 807 nucleotides. RefSeq names its product NAC domain-containing protein 104. Gene Ontology annotation, biological process: system development; regulation of DNA-templated transcription. Gene Ontology annotation, molecular function: DNA binding. The record is from RefSeq and is a predicted model, not a curated record. The transcript has 3 exons. Lineage: Eukaryota; Viridiplantae; Streptophyta; Magnoliopsida; Malpighiales; Euphorbiaceae. The coding region runs from base 97 to 675 and encodes 192 amino acids.
AAUGUCACCCAUCUCAAUAAUACGCCACCAUCAUUGCUUCUUUUUCUCCUUAACUUAAAUAAUUACAUAUUCUUCUGGUGUAGUUUGGAGAUAGAAAUGAGUGGCAGCAAUGUUAAUCUCCCUCCUGGUUUUCGAUUUUAUCCAACUGAGGAAGAACUCGUUGUCCAUUUUCUUCAUCGUAAGGCAACGCUUUUACCUUGUCAUCCAGAUGUCAUCCCUGAUCUUGAUCUUUAUGCUUAUGAUCCGUGGCAACUUGAUGGCAAAGCACUAGCUGAAGGGAAGCAAUGGUACUUCUACAGCCGGAGAACACAAAAUAGGAUUACUGAGAAUGGAUAUUGGAAGGCUAUUGGCUUCGAAGAACCAGUACUUACGAACACCAAUAUAAGAGUUGGAAUGAAGAAAUAUUUAGGGUUUUACGUAGGAGAAGCUCCAGCCGGAAUGAAAACGAGCUGGAUAAUGGAAGAGUAUCGAUUAUUAUCAUCGGAUUCUUGUUCUAGCAGUAUGAGAAGAUCAUCCAAAACAAAAACACAUCCCAAAAUUGACCAUAGUAAGUGGGUCAUUUGCAAAGUGUACGAGCGAAGCUCUGAUGAAGAUGGUGAUGGAGCAGAAUUGUCAUGCUUGGACGAAGUUUUCUUGUCAUUAGAUGAUCUUGAUGAAAUAAGUUUGCCAAAUUAAUUACAUCUUUCAUACAUGCAUAUAUUUUUAUGUUAGUGUAAUUCUAUUCAAAUAAAUAAAAUGUAGGGUUGUAAUUAACUUCUUGUAUGUUUGAAUUAAAUAAUUCCAAGUUUUGAGUUUAAAUUUUGAUAA